This is a messenger RNA of Zophobas morio, 2335 nucleotides long. RefSeq lists its product as uncharacterized. Bases 103 to 558 code for a protein of 151 amino acids. Lineage: Eukaryota; Metazoa; Arthropoda; Insecta; Coleoptera; Tenebrionidae. The record is from RefSeq and is a predicted model, not a curated record. The transcript has 2 exons.
UUGAUAGUCUCCUUUCAAGAUUUUUUUCUCCGUAAACAAGUAUAUCUUAAGAUAACAACGAUGAAAGCUCCUACAAGGUACUGCCUUCCCUGACCCUCCAAAAUGGCUCCGACCACCUCAAAGACGAGUAAUGCACUCUGCAAAAAGUGCAACAAGAAAGUUUUCACCCCCAUUACAUGUGUCCAGUGGUCCUGUGAAUUCCACCCAACGUGUGCCAAAAGUCUGAACGAUGGUAAGCCUGUUAACUCUUCGACAUUUACUUGCACGUCGUGUAAAAACCCCUCAACGAAACUGGCCGGAGUGGAUUACCAGCUACUUCUAAAACAGAAAGAUGAAGUUAUACAAUUUAAGGAUCUUUUGAUUAAAACUAAAGACGAGAUGAUCGAGCAAUUACGUAAUCAAAUAGAGUUGCUGAAACAGAUGAAAACAAACUCUGAUGCUAAAAGCGAAAUUUCUGAGACGACCGACGGCGCGACGUCGAAACCCUUCGAAGAAAAAAAGGAAGAGACUAGGAAGGAAGAGACUAGGAGGGUAGAUCCCGUGGAUAAGUCGAUUUGAGUAUUUAUCCAGAAAUGGGUAAAUUACCGAUCAAACGACGUGGGCAGUUUGUAACAGAUAACAAAGAUAAGAACGAGAAUUCAGCGAAGCAUACGUGACUUGAUGCACGGAUGAAAAUAAGCCGUUAAGUUUAUCAAACUAUUACGUCAAUUCAAUUGGAUCUAGAGACCUCAAGAUUAUUUCAAAUGCUUUCAAAACCAAAACACCAAUGGUUCGCAGGAUUCCUUUAACUUCUUUGAACAAAAAAGGAGUGCAUCGACCCAGGGACGCACGGAUGGAGUUUCAACUCUGCGUUGUCAAGUUAUAUAAAUUAAACACGUAUACGAAGUCAUUAAUUUUCUCAUGCUUUCAUUAAUUCAUUUGAUUGAGUAUAUUUUAUACAUUGAAAUUCCAUAAUAGGGUACUGCAGAAACAACCUAUAAAACACAGGAAAUUAAUCAUUUUGUCCCAUUCAUAGAGCAUUUACCAGUUCCAAUGAGUUAAUAAUUAGUUAUAGGUGUAGAAAAUCAUCGGUUUACUUAUCAGUGUUAUUUUUAUAGAACUGUUCCUGUGCUUAGUAACAAUAUAUUGUUUGUUAAAUAUAAUUUUUAACCAUCGCAUCAUAUUAUGUCACGUUUAGUAAUAUUAGGUUUACCAACACAAAUCUUGCGCUCCCAACGGUCCUUUUUGUCAUAUUUCGUGUUCGCUUCACUCCCAUGCAUUUGUUAUGGAGAAUUCAAAGGCUGUCGUAACUCUAUUAUCUCUGGUCAAACGAACAGAAGGGGUUCAAAUUAAUCAGUACUAAUUUCUAAUUGGAUCUGGGUGUAAUAGUAAACUCAGAAUUGACAUGGAGUGAUCACAUCGUGAGUGUCAUUAAAAGAGCAAAUUCCUUGGGUAUUUCUUACAAAGAUCUUUUAUAAAACCAAGUGUAAGCACCACGUUAAAGUUGUAUAAAAAUUUUAACGUUUGGUGGCCUGUGCUUAUUGGAGAUCAAAAUACUUAGUUUGGAGUCAGUACAACAAAGAAUGACUCGUCUUCCCUAUGGUAACAACCCUUUCCGACCGUCUUAUUCUGAGCGUCUUAUCAUAAUGUCGCUACCCACAUUGAAGGACAGAAGAAUUCGAGGGGAUGUAAUUUUCACCUUCAAAUCGUUGAGGCUCGAGAAUCCAUCGAUGCAGGAUUUAUUUACCUUAUGCCCAUAUUCCAGAACUAGAGGUCAUUGCUUCAAACUGAAAAAAAGAACUUUCGCACAACUGUAAGACAGCAUUUCGUAACAGAGUGUUUGACACUUGGAACAAGUUGCCGGAGGAAGUCCUAAUGUUAAUGUUUUUAAAUCUAGAUUUGACAGUUUAUAGAAUUGUUAACAUAUUGUUGUAAUUGUACAGUUCUGUGGGCAUAACAAAGCUUGCCCUCUGCCCUUUAUCUUUUAUUAAUAAUAAUAAUAAUAAUAAUAAUAAAACUGGGCUGAAGUCAAUAUUUACUGAAAAAAUACCAAACUAGUUUAUGAAUUAGAUUUUGCAAUUUUACCUUUUAUACACCGCACUGAAAUAUUUCGCAAAACCACUUUAAGAAAUUAAAAUAAAUUAAUAUUUCAGGGUGGCCGGGUUUUUUUGCCCGUCAGUGUGUUUAUUGUAUUUGAUUAUUUUUAUACUGUCUGUGCUAACAUGUAUUAAAUUGUAUAAAUGAGCCACUCAGUGGUCAAAGUUAUUAAACGUUCUAUUCGUGGGUUUUUAGGCCACUUCGCCAAAAGCUCUAUUUAUUUAUUUCCAACCAACUUUUAUUUUGAACAUAAUCCGUU